CUUGCACACACCACAUGCUCUCACUCUUUUUUAUCUCUCUCUCUCCUCACUCUUUCUCUCUCUAUCUCUGCUUCUUCUCUCUAAUGCUCAUUGUUUUGUCAAGCAAGAAAUGGAAGUUUUACUCUAUUGACGACGAGAUCCUUCCCUAAUUCUCUAAUCAGCAGAUGUGGAUGACCUUGUGAUAGAAAAACUCUUACGCACCCAAAAUAAAAAAUACAGAAAAUAAUAUUUCUGCUUCCUCUGUUGUCACGUUACGAAGAGAUCCACAAGUGUGUGUGUUUAAGAUCUUGGUGGUCAGUGUCUAAAUGGAGUGUAAUGCGCAGUGUGAUUGGGAAAAUUUAAUAUCUUUUGGUACAUCAUCAGCUGAAAUUCCAAGAAAGCUACGACCAAUGGAUUGGGAAACCGAUGAGUUUGAUUGUAGCUUUACUACAGCUGCGUAUGGUGGUAAUUCAGGUCUAGCUCAUGCUUUCUCUAAAAGCUCAAAGUCAACUUCCAUUAGCUCCUCAUCACCUGAAGCGAGAACACUCAACUUCACAUCAGAAGAGUUGGGGAGCAGUGAAGAGUUUGCUAAAGGAAUCAAUACAUCUCCAAGUCUUGAACUAUCCUUUGGAUCUAGUGAUCCAGUUCUUGGUUUAAAGCUUGGUAAGAGAACAUACUUUGAAGACUUUUGGGAAGUGGAGAACGCUGCCAGAGGCUCGGCACUUCCUGUGAGUCUUGUGUCAUCUUCUGCUUCUCCCGUGAAGAAAACGAAAUCUGUUCCUCAGAAGGUACAAACUCCUCGUUGCCAAGUUGAAGGAUGUAACCUCGAUCUCUCGUCAGCUAAAGACUAUCAUCGGAAACACAGGAUCUGUGAAAACCAUUCAAAGUUCCCUAAAGUCGUUGUGAGUGGCGUAGAGCGUCGGUUCUGCCAACAAUGUAGCAGGUUCCAUUGUCUCUCUGAGUUUGAUGAGAAGAAGCGUAGCUGUCGCAGGCGUCUCUCAGAUCACAAUGCAAGACGUCGCAAGCCAAAUCCUGGAGGGACAUAUGAAGGGAAACAACAAAUGGAUUUUGUAUGGAACAGAUUUGCUCUUAUCCAUCCAAGGACUGAGGAAAAAUUUCUAUGGCCAAAUCCAAAACCUAUACCAUCUAGAGGGUUAAUACAGCAAUCUGCAAAGAUUAGAGCUGAGUUGUUCAGUAAAGAAAAGGUCACAAUCUCUUCAAGCAUGGGUGCUUCCCAAGAUCUUGAUGGUGCUCUCUCUCUUCUGUCAAAUUCAACAGCAUGGGUUCCCUCUGACCAGCCAACACGGUUUUCCCUUGAUCACCACCCCACAACCAACCUCCAACCCACGGCUCACCGGUCCGUGACUCACCUCAGUACGGUGUCCGACUACUGGCAGCCGGACCCACCAGCGGUUGAGGGCCCAACCGAUGUACAUAGAAACGGAGUAGGCCAGUUUAAUGAGAACUACUUCAGCUUGAACCAGUUUUAUAACUGAAUAUGUAUUGCCUUGAAAUCCUAAUAAGAUGUGUAAGGAUCAUGCAUGCAUAGUGUUAACGUUAAUAUAGGAGCUGUGAAACUUGCUGAGACACCAAAUCCUCUCUUCUUUAUUUUCUCCAUUGAUUUUUUUGAGAGAGAGCUCUGACAAUUAGUCUUAUAAAUCAUCUUGUCGUGUUAUUAUACAUUAGAA
Messenger RNA from Brassica napus (rape), 1667 nucleotides. RefSeq names its product squamosa promoter-binding-like protein 2. Lineage: Eukaryota; Viridiplantae; Streptophyta; Magnoliopsida; Brassicales; Brassicaceae. Gene Ontology annotation, molecular function: DNA binding. The record is from RefSeq and is a predicted model, not a curated record. Gene Ontology annotation, cellular component: nucleus. The coding region runs from base 306 to 1475 and encodes 389 amino acids. The transcript is spliced from 6 exons.